Molecule: messenger RNA, 10794 nt
Organism: Lymnaea stagnalis (great pond snail)
Lineage: Eukaryota; Metazoa; Mollusca; Gastropoda; Lymnaeidae
Source: the annotation of a GenBank genome assembly
AUAUUAUAACUCAGCAGACAACAUUGUAAAUUAUAACAGCAUGACAGAGGAAGACGAAAGCAGUGACAAAGAGAUGAACUUGCUUAUGAAAUGGAGUAAUGGGAUUUCCUUUGUUGCAGGAUCACCUGGUGUAGAAUUAAUGAAAAGAUGCAGCGAGAUGUUGCUGACUGCAUCAAAAUCUGUGCUGGUAAAUACAACUUACACUACUUAGAGUACUUAGACCGGGGGUCUCAAACUCGCGGCCUGCGGGUCAUUUGCGGCCCGCAAGACGAUAUUUUGCCGCCCGCGACAAGACAGCAAAUUUAGUGUUAAUGCGUCCCGCGUGUUUUCCCCAUUCUCAUACCUAUAAUGUGACCCUCCGCGAUGGUUUCAGUCGAAUCUCACCAACUAGUCUAAUUCUAAUUUUUCUUAUUUUUGUAUAGAAUUGGACUUGAUUAUAAUAGUAAAAACCGUUUAAAAUCAGAAUUUGUAGAAUUUUAUGCGACAAACAUGGCCAAAGUGCAGUUUUGAGAAAACACGCUUAGAAUAUUAUAUAUACAUAUUUCAAAAUUUUUAAAAGUCAGUUAGUGGAUAAUGCCGAUAAUGCACAACCAUAAUUGUGUAAAUCGUAGUAAUCCGACACAGUAUCAAAGAAUCCCUAUUACUAUUACAAUUACCGCUAAUGUUUACGAGUGAGGGAAAUUCCGAACCUGUCAGCUUGGUCACUUGUGCUGUCAGGUCACUGGCAUCAAGCAGUAGGAUGAAGAAAGUGAAGCCUAUUUUUUGAGAACCCUUAAUGUUUUUAUUUGUUAUAACUAAAGGUUGAGCAGAUUGUAACAGUUGUACUUUAUUGAAUUUGUAAUCACUUUUUUGUGGAACACUUGAUGCCGCCCAGUCUCACAAAGACUCUGCCUCCUGCGGCCCAGUCUCACUCAGACUCCACCUCCUGCGACCCAGUCUCACUCAGACUCUGCCUCCUGCGGCCCAGUCCCACUCAGACUCUGGCUCCUGCGGCUCAGUCUCACUCAGACCCUGCCUCCUGCGGCCCAGUCUAACUCAGACUCACCUCCUGCGGCCCCGUAUGAUUUGAGUUUGAGACCCCUGACUUAGACUUAGUACUUAGUACUACAAAUUGAUUUCAAUUAUUGAAAAUAAAAUAAUAUUAAUUAAAUUUUAUAUAUACUAUUUAAUUUUAAUUUACUCAUUUACCAACUAUUGGUUGAAUAUUGACAUAAUAUAAUAAUAUUAGUAUUAGUAUUAUUAUAUUAUUCUAAUAGUUUAACUAGGCUUAGGCUUAACUACUUAACUAAUUUAACUUAGGCCUAAACUCAAAAAAAUUAAAAACACUAUCUAUGGUCUAUACUCAACACAGUCUAUAGUCUAAAAAAUAGCAAUUUUUCAGUAUAUAUAUAAUAUAGGUUCAUUGAGAGUGAGAGCUUCUAACACAUAAGUUUUUUAUCUUUAAUUCUUCACUGUUUCUUAUUUUGCCUACUGAAGAAGGCAUCUAGCCCAAAUGUCCUUUUAAUUUAUAAUGAUUUUCAUUUGAAGUCUAAACAUAUCUUGUUCUAAUAUUUCCUUCACUAGGCUUGAACUCGGUCCGUCAUAUGUUAUCUCUCAGUAUUACCAGUAAUAGUAUAACUGGAGCAUAGUUAGGCUAAAUCAUAGUGCUGUUUUUGGUUUAGCAAUGAUGUUAAUGUUACGAAAUGUUAUGAGGUGCUGGGUGGCCGAGCGGUCUAAACUGUCUCAAACCAAAUAGUUGGUGAUCUGGAGUUCAAUCCCCACCAAAGGCAACAUCGCAGCACCCCGGGUGGAUGGGACUCUAAGCCUUGGAUGGCAACCCAUCUAACAGAAGGCAAACUCUGAAUUUAAACCAGGAGCCAGAAUGAUCAACAAAUUGAUUGUGGGCCCCUCAAAUAUAAGAAGAAGAAGAAAUUUGUCAAUCUCACUUUUCUCAGUAUGAUUAGAUUUUUUGAUGACUUCUCAUAGUUUCAACCCUUAAAAUUAUGGUAAAUAUAAUUAUAACUACAGUAGAAACUUGUGAUUUGGCCUAUAGACUUUUAUUUUACUUUUACUUCUAGCUUUUCUCUUAUUAACUUUAAGGCAUAGAGUGCAUAUAUCUAAAAAAAAAAACAAAAAAAAAAAAAUCUAAGGGAACAGUGUGCUGCAGCUCAGUACGAAAGUUGUCUUUUGGGUAGUAUAUUUAAAAAUAUAAUUAUAACUACAUUAGAAACUUGUGAUUUGGCCUAUAGACUUUUAUUUUACUUUUACUUCUAGCUUUUCUCUGAUUAACUUUAAGGCAUAGAGUGCAUAUAUCUAAAAAAAAAACAAAAAAAAAAAAAUCUAAGGGAACAGUGUGCUGCAGCUCAGUACGAAAGUUGUCUUUUGGGUAGUAUAUUUAUUUGUUCAUUGUUUUUAGAUUUGACAUAAUUUACUAGAAAGACCCAGAAGUAAAAUGUUUUGUCUGCAUCAUUACAACACUCAUUUUUCUGCAUCAUUACAACACUAAUUUUUCUGCAUCAUUACAACACUAAUUUUUCUUCACCUCUCAAUGACCUAAAACUUAGCCAGCGUGUACAAGACCCAAAGAUUUCCAAAAGAUAUUUUAAAAAGUUAGUUUUUAUUCCAUUGUUAUAAACUUUGAGGUUUUAAUACUUUCCAUUAAAUACUGUCAGCAAUGAACUUAAAACGAUUUAAAAAAAAAAAUUGAAAGUAAUGAUUAUGUAUGUCACAUGUAGUUUUAUGAUAUUAAAAUUAGUGGAUGUCAUUAAUUCAUAAUUGCAAUGUAUUGGAAUGUAUGUUUAAGGGGGGCAUUGGCAUUGAAAAAUAAAAUGUAGCCAUUCACUUAUUAUUAAAUAUCCAGAAUUAUAAAAAAUGUCAGGAACAAUUUGAAAAUUGACUGAGAAUUAUCAUGAAUUAUUAUUUUUCCCCAGCUGUUGAAAAUGAGUUAGUUCAAACAUGACAUUUCAUGACGGGUUAAAUAUACUUUUGAAAACUGCUGGUAAUAUGUAUUUGUAAAAAGUUAUCUCUUAUCCUUUUGAUGAAUUUCAUUUGCAAUUUAAUAUGACGAAAAUGAGUUGUCUGGACUCAUUUUAUUUUUCUUUGUUUCCACCAGGGUUCUUCAACAAUUGAUAUUGGAAACUUAUUUCGAUAUGGAGCUGAACAAGGAGAUGCAGAUUUUAGAGAGCAGCUUUCAUGUUUUUUAAGUCAUGAAUACCGAGAUAAAGUAAAAAGGUAAGAAUUAAAAUACCUUAUCUUUUAUUAAUAUUUCAUUUUAGUACAAAUGGCUAAGAAAAGUUGUUAAUCCUGGUUGGAUGAAAAUAGCUCUGAGCUUUAUUAAUAGGAAAUGAAAAUAUUUUUCCAUCCCGCAAAAUGUACAUUUAGCUCCACAACACAUAAUUUUGAAUUAAUAUUCACAGUGUCAUAAUCUGUAUGUGAAUAAAGAACAAAGAAGAAACUUCUUCAAGCCUAAAAGUGAUGAUUCAUAUUAUAAUUUUGCUUAUUACUAAAACACUUUGUUUUUGUUACCAGUGCUAAUUUAAUGGUUACAGCCGGGGCCACACAAGGUCUCCACGCCAUCUUGUCUUUACUGUGUGACAAGGCAAGUCCUAUCUUCGUAGAAGAUCCCAGUUAUUUCUUUGCUGUUCGAAUGAUAAGAGAUGAUCUUCAAAUGAACCUUGUUCCUGGUAACGCUUGUUUUAAAAAAAAAUAAUAUCAUUACUUAAACUGAUAAUUUACAUAAUGUGAGCUACUCCAUAUAAUUUUGAAAUUAAAUAUUUAAAAAAAAAAAGUUUAUUGGUUGCCAUUUAAAAAAAAAAAUCAUCCAUUUAUUUCAAUUGGUACAGUAUAUAUUAAACCAAUUUUGCUCUGAUUAUUUCGCAAACAGUUCCUUGUGAUGAGUGUGGGAUUAAUCCAGAACUUCUUGAUCAGUUUUUAAUUGCACAUAAGCGUGAAUUUUAUAAGGGGAACAACAGCAACAUCAACAAACGCUAUACACGAUUUUGGGCAGCCGCUUAUCUGAUUCCAGUAUUCAACAAUCCUACCGGCCAGACAUAUUCUGAAAGUAAGCUUUAGAUUUCUUUUUGUUCCAUCUCUGAGAUUUCAUAUUAAAAAAAUUCUGUAGUUAAUAAAGUAGAUGGUAGUGUUAAUAAACUCGUGAGGCACAUUGAGAGGUAAUACACAAGCAAAUGUUGAUAUAGACAUCGACACUAAAAGUUUAGUUAUUUCUUUAUAGUCUGUAGGGGUUGUGAAACUAGAAUGUAAGGAGUCCACUGUUCAUUAUUCAGUUGUAUUAAUUCUUUGCAAGACAGUUUUGAAAUGAAACUCAAUUAAAUUAAUUUAAUUAAACUUGAAAUACUGUUAUUACUAUUAGUAUUUUGAAAAUUGAUGAGUACUUUGAAUUAGAAGAGAUGUUUACAUUUUAGCUGUUGAGUUUUCAAUAAUUGUCAUUUGCUGUUUUUUUCAAGCCCGAUGUAAAGAGCUUAUUCAACUUGCCAGAAAGCACAACAUUCUUCUAAUAGCUGAAGAUAUUUACAAUCUGAUCCACUUUGAUGAAAGUGGACUCGCACCCCAGCGAUUACUGCAUUAUGACAACACAUCUGAUCCAGACUAUGGUGGGGGGCAUGUCUUAUCCAACGGUACGUUCUCUAAAAUAUUUGCUCCCAGUAUCCGACUGGGUUGGAUUGAAGGACCAGAGCAGCUGCUGUUCAAGAUGUACAACAGGUCAGGCCUUUUGUUCUCGAAACUAGUUUUAAAAUUAAAUGCUCUCCUUAGGAUAAAUUGAAUUCUAACAAAUUAUUCAGAAGUAAGUUUUACUGCAAUGGAGCUCAAGAAAUUUAAAAAAAAAUUUACCUGUCAAACUGUAAAUCAUUGCAUUUUUUAUGUGGUUCUCUUAACAUUUGCUUUUUAUUUUAGUAAAUAAAUAGAAUAUCUUGUACAGUAAGUAUUAUCAUUUGAUGUUGAUGAUACUUAAAAUAUCAUCAUCAUUUGUCCUUUGAGUUCCUUGUGGAGCAUAAGGCCUCUGUCAAAGUAGCACCACUUUGCACUGUCUCUUGCCAAUAUUUUUGUACUUCCCAGCUCUUUCCUGUUCUCUCAGCGUCAUCCAGCACACUCUGCCACCAUGCUCUCUCAGCCUCAUCCAGCACGCUGUGCCACCAUGUUCUCUUGGGUCUUACUCUGUGACAUUUACCCUGGGGAUUCCACUCUAGGGACUGUCUCAGCAGCUCUUUUGUUGGUGUAUUUCCUGGGGAUGUGUCUUAUCCAUCUUCAUUUUCUAUCCAUGAUUUGUUUCUCUAUUGUUUUCUGUCCACUCAUCUUCCACACCUUGAUGUUUUUGAUUCUGUUUGUUGUAGUUUCUGUUGUUCUCCCUAUUUCAGACCUGUUCAAUAGGACUACUUUCACAUUGGAGUUAAAAAUUCUUACUGUAAUUUUGGUAGAGAUGUAGGAUGAUUUCCUGACUGUUAUUAGGUGGGCUAAAGCCCGCUGUGCUAAAUGUAUCCAGCGUUUGAUGUCUUCCUCUGUUCCUCCAGGCACAUUGACCACAAGAAGCUAUCGACGUGAUCUGUGUUUUAUUUCUCUAGUUUUAUGUCAUCAUCUUGUUAGUAGUUUAUUUUUAGCAUUGUUUGUUUUGUGAUGGUUUCCAUUUAAUCCCCACUCUUUUCCCAGGCUUGUCGAAAGCCGUGAUCUUCUCUUGCAUGUUUUUUUUUUUAGUCUGUGGAUGGCUAUAUCAUCUGCAGAUUCCAAGUCUUCUCAUUUUUGUGCUUGAGUCCACCGGAUCUCUCUUCCUGAAUUCGUCUAGGCUUCUUUUGCCACCCAGUCUAGCAUUAAGAGGAAAAGGAGUGGCGAAAGAAUGCUUUACUCCAGUUGUAAUAGGGAAUUCCAUGGACAGUCUGCCGCUGUGUGCCAUUUGGCAUGUAAAGUCAUCAUACAGAUUUUUGAUGAUGGUUAAUACUUGCGUUAGAAUUCCAUAAUGCCUCAAGACUGACCAGAAUGUUUCUCUGUCAAAGGCCUUUUCAAAGUCUACAAAUUACAAAUGUUGCGCUUAGAGGAGAUUGCCAUUCGACACAUUGCUCUAUGAUGAUUCUCAAUAUUCUUCCCUUAGGUGGUCAACGCACGCUUCUUUAAUUCUGUUAAGGAGAAUGCUUAAAAUAUACUGGAUUAAAAUUUUAAAAAAUAAGUAAUAAUAUUUUGUGUAGUAAUAUUUUAAGUUAAGUCCCUUAGACUUAUUAAAUGUGUAUUGUGAUUAGCUUGAAGUUCAACAAAGAUGAACUAAGUGUACUGUUAUUAUAUUUAGUUAUCUUAAUAAACUUCCCCCCCCCCCCCCCCCCAAAUUUAGUGUACAUACCAUAAUCAAAAAGAUUUUAAAAAAUUAAUUUCAUAUUUUGCAUACAUAUUUAAAGUUUGCAUUAAUUGUCUACUUUUUCCAUUUAGUAAUCUGACAUGGAGCGGUGGCAGUUUUAACCACUACAUGGCUAAGCUUAUGGCAAACAUCUUAGCUUCAGGCAUCUUGUAUGAUCAUUUGAAGUUCACAAGGUCAGCCUAUCAGGUACAUUGUAUGUUGUACUUGGUUUAUACAGAUAGUGCCAGACAUUUCUCAAGACCUGAGUCAAGUAAAAGUGUUUCAUCAGCACUAUUUUACAAAUAUUUUUAAUCCCCAGAUGGCAAUACAUUUUUCCUGUAUUUAAUUAACUAUUUUUUUAUUACAUUUAUGUGGAUUUAACCCAGCGUCCCAAGUCUUAAACGCACACUCUCAAAUGUGAAGACCUUUACGGCUAGCUGAAGUUUUAAUUAGAAAUUUGUUGCUUUCCAUAUAAUGUAUGGAUUUGUUUUGAAUCUAAAACAAGGGGCGGUGUUUAAUUUUAAGUGUAACAGCUUCUGUAAAUAAUAAUGAGUUGGGGACUGGGUGCAUCCGACAUAUGAUUAAAAACAAUAGGGCUUAUUGAAGGGGUUCACUAUAAAGGUGACUCACGCGUCCUAAUAAAAAAUCAAAGGCAAGCAUUCAUAAAAAGUCCAACUGAGGUCAUUAAAAUUGUCCGCUACAACCGUAUGAGAUGUUCAUUCAUCUUCAGGCAUCUGUCUGGUCAGGAACAGCGGGUGAAGCUUUCAGUCAGAGCUGUGCCCUCUAUCUUUGUCUAUUUCAGCCGGAGCUUAGCCACGUUAUGAACUCCUAAUGAAAUAAGCCAUUAGGCAGUUCACUAGCUUUGUUUAGUCUAGGGGUCAUUAGUAUCAAAACCAAGAUCGAUAUUUCAUAUGGUUCUUUAUUCAACAAGUUUUCAGCAUGCCUUCUUCUUUCCACUAUCUCUCUGCACAGGCAGGUCUCCCCAUCAUCUUUGCCAUUUAAUGCAGUCCCAGCUUCUUUUGGCGGGACAUGUUGUGCCCAUGUCAGAUGACCCUUUUCCCAAAAGAGUAUUCUGGUGCUCAAGCACUGAAGGCAGUUUGCUGGUGGACAAAAGAAACACUUUAAAUUAAAAAAGUGUUGGACUGCAUGCUGUAUGGAGCCUUAUAUUGUUAUAUUGACACAAAUUGUUUGUGUCUUAUUAUUCUACUUUAAAUUAAAGAUAACCUGAAGGCCUCACUUAAAUCAUUUGAUGUAGACACGGACACAUGGGAAGAAUCUGCAAGGGAUCAAGCAUUGUGGAGUUCCUCAGUAAACAAAGGCUCCAUACAGCAUGAAGUCAACAGAACAGCAGCUGCAGAGCAAAACAGACAUGCCAGAGAAGCCCAGGCUAACUCUGCACCUGGAAAAGUCUCAUCGAUCUCCUGCACUUACUGCACAAGAACAUAUCGUGCCAGAAUCGGUCUCAUCAGCCAUCUGUGCACUCUCAGACAAGUUCACUAUUAGCAUAUACAGUGAUUAAGGUGGUCAUGGUAGACAACCUAUUUAUAUACCUCUGGUCAGGAGGAAGCCCAAGAAACAAGAGGGCAGGUGCCUGGGUUGGAAAAGACAAGGUGUGUCUUUUCGUGGCUCAGCUGGCAUUGUGAACUUUGUGCUGAGAAACAGCAAGGUCUAUAGAGUGGCCUGUGCCUCUCCCUACUGUUUGCUUUAUGUAUUGAUUCAAUAUCCACAACUACAAUAUGUUCAAUUACAUAUAGAGAAUGACCUCUUGAUAGUGUUGCUUUGGUGUGAGCUCAUUUCUGCUAACAAUUUUUCUAACUUUUAGACUUUGAAAUCAUGACACUCGUGGAAUCAUAAUCCAAUUCAUUUGAUUAAUUUACACAACCAUCAAGUUUUACUUGAUUGAGCCAGUGUUUUUCCUAGUUUAUAAGAAUUACUGUGUUGAUAAAAAUUAGAUGGGAAUUAUCAAAGGACAAUGACAUUUUUCUUUUACUUUUACAUCUAAAUUUUUUUAACAGAUUUAAUCUUGUAACUCAUGAUCUUAAUCUUCAGUGUUUCCCAGAAGUUGAACAAUGAACAGGCAAUAUGAUAUCUUUAACAAUGACUUUAGUUAGAUUAUUUACAUCGUUUUCCCAAUGCUUCAGGAAAGAAUGUUUGCACUGUGUGCCGCUCUAGAUGAACUUUGUCCAGAUGGAUGGUCCUACCCAAGGCCCCAGGUGACCAAUAAUUUUACUAAGUGUAAACAUGUUUACUUAAGAAGACUAUUAUUUUUAAAAUAUCCAUGUCAGUAAAUGAGAAAUAGCCUUGCGAUUAACUAGUCGGGGUGUUGUCCGCCUUGUUUAUUUCAGGGAGGCUACUUUUUGUGGAUAACUUUCCCACAGAACAUAGAUGCUAGAAAAUUUGAGCUGUUCGCUAGAGACAACUAUGGUGUUGGUUUUCUUCCAGGUGUUUAGUAAGUUUUGCUUGUCGGUUUAAAAAAAAUAAAUAAGACUUUUAAAUACAAAUUAUUUUGUAAUUUAAGUAUUGUAAUAUAUAGGCACACUGUAAGAAUGUUUGAUAGCCGAUGAUAUAAAACUGAUAUUUUAGUCAUAUUAUGAUGUUGUCAAUGUUUCCCCUAGCUGCUCACCAACCAACUCAUUCAUCAACUGUGCACGGCUCUCAAUAAGCAGUUUACAAGUUGACACCAUCAUUGAAGGUGCCAAAAAACUUUUCUCAGCUUAUCAAGGGUAUGUCAUUCAUAUAAAACCAAUCACUGACUGAUGGUCAGCAACAAAACAUUAGGUGCUUUGUUCACCAACUAUUCUUCUCAGCAUGUAUUGUCCAAGUUGUUUCCUACUGAUUUGAUCUAUUUUUAUCACAAUUUAAUUUUAGCUGUUAAUGAGAAUAGAUAUUUCUAAAUGUCCUAAGAUUAUUGAUGUUAAAAUCAUUUUAGCUAACUAUUGUUAAUGGUUAUAGUUUAUUUUUUUUCUAAGUAAUCAAAAAAAAAAUAUUAUUAUUGACAUUAUUGUGUUAAAUCAUUCAAUGGGCCACAGAAGAAGACUCAUAUUCCCAUUAAAAAAGAGUAGGAUAUCUGCAACAAAAAUAUUUCUGGAAAAAUAUUAUUUCCUAAAGAUCAUGGGCAAAAAUAUGAACCAUUGUUUUGCGACUGUUCAAUAUGGUCUUGAAAUUUAAUCCUAUAAGUGAAUUAAGUGUGAUAAUCAUUGUUUAACUUUUUGGUUAUUUUUUUCCACAUUCCAACUUAUUUUAAAAGUGCCGUUACUAUAAAAUAAAGUUUAUUUGUAAAUAUAUUUCUAUAUUGUUCUUGUGCCAACAUUGAACUGACUAAAUGAACGUAUAACCAUUAUUUGGUAAAUAGCUUUGAGGCCGCCAGUGCAGGAUGAGGCGGUGGAGAGACAAAGGAGGCAGUGUGGAACGAGUGAGUCUGUUGGCAGAAAGAGCGGGCAGUGGGAGAGGGUGUGUGGGUUUGAGAAGGGGAAGGUUGACACCUGGAGGUCAGGUGCUAGAUGACAUUGGUCUGAAGGAGGGCAGAUGGAACAUUGGGUGAGGGUGAAGAAAGGUAGGAAGUGCUGAUAGAGAGGUUAUUUUUUUAACAAGUUGCUGAGCUUAAAUUAGUUCAAUGGAAGGAAGUGGGUGAUAGUGUGAGGUGUUGAGUUAGGGUGUGUGGGGGUAAAGGGGCAACCAUCAUAUUGUUUCAUCUGCUUUGUUAAGACGACAUCAGAGGUCUGCAAUAAUCUUGUCAUAUUAGGUAUUUUUUUACCAAUUUCCUUUCCCAUUGUGGCUGCAAUUCAAGAUAGAUGCAAUAUUUUGGGUUUUGAUAUAUCAUUUUUUACACACACUAGUGAUAGAUGGUGUUAUUUGUUUACACUAGUCAAUGAUUUACUUCACUAGUAUUAUAACGUGUGAAGAACACAUUGAGAAAAGGUGGUUUGUUGAGUUUACGUGUAUCAAUGAUGUACUAAAAUGUAUAAUUUAUAAUCAGACUUAAUCAGAGAUAGAUCAUAUUGGUGUCAUUUGGAUCUAAUCUUUUUUUUGUUAUAGAAAAGUCUUUCAAGUUGUGAAUUUACCCUGAAUUUUCACUGUUGUUGGACUGCAUUUAUUUCAUAUUUAUCUUAUUUACAAAUCCAAGUUUAUUCUAAAACUUCCAACAUUCAGAAUUGCAAAUCACAAUAAGCCUGCAUAGUUUAUUUCAUACUCGUCAAAUCCUAAGUAGAGUUCUCUAACCCAAGGAAUUAAAAUUACUUUUUGUUUGCCUUGAAUAUUCCAGCUUUUAGGUAUUCUUACCAUAAGAUUUGUAAUGAUCCAGGGAUUCAAUCUUUUAUUUCCCAUUGGCUAACCAAGCUUCUUGCAGGCUUAUCACAUAAGCUCAUCUCACAUUUGAGAAACUUUGCUGUGAUAAUGAAGAGGAUUGGUCUCUGCUUUUGUUCAGAUUGUUACCCUUCUCCAGUAAGAUUCUUGUUUUUGAUUUACAGAUAAUUGUAUACCAG